CCCGCUUCUCCCUCUUCUCAUCCCAACCCCUCUCUCUCUUUAACCCCUUCUCUUUUUUUUACUUCUCUCUCUCUUUCUCUCUAUAGGAAUGGGUGGCAGUAGAGUGUGUGUUGUUGUGUGGUUUUGGAUGAUGGGGUUGAUUUGGGUUUGGCCUCGUGAAGCCUUUGGAGACUAUGGAUGGCAGGGCGGCCAUGCCACAUUUUAUGGUGGUGGUGAUGCUACGGGGACUAUGGGGGGAGCAUGUGGAUAUGGGAAUCUGUAUAGCCAAGGCUAUGGCACGAACACAGCAGCCCUGAGCACUGCUCUCUUCAACGAUGGCUUGAGUUGUGGUUCCUGCUAUGAAAUGAGGUGCAAUGACGACCCAAGGUGGUGCCUUCCAGGCUCCAUUGUUGUCACUGCAACCAAUUUCUGCCCCCCAAAUUUGGGUUUGUCAAAUGACAAUGGUGGUUGGUGCAACCCCCCUCUGCAACAUUUUGACCUUGCUGAACCUGCCUUCCUGCAAAUUGCUCAGUACAGGGCUGGAAUUGUGCCUGUGGCCUUUAGAAGGAUACCCUGUGUGAAGAAAGGUGGAAUAAGGUUCACCAUCAAUGGCCACUCCUACUUCAACUUGGUGCUCAUAACUAAUGUAGGUGGCGCCGGUGACAUCCACGCCGUGUCCAUCAAGGGAUCCAACGGUGGAUGGCAGCCCAUGUCCAGGAACUGGGGCCAAAACUGGCAGAGCAACUCCUACCUCAAUGGCCAGAGCCUCUCCUUCCAAGUAACCACCAGUGACGGCCGCACCGUCACAAGUUACAACGUUGCGCCUUCCAAUUGGCAGUUCGGCCAAACUUUCAGUGGAAGCCAGUUUUAGAGAGUUUACUGACAUGGUUUAGUAAUGGGCCGUCAUCAUCAUCAUCAUCAUGAGCUCUAUCGUAAUUAUUUGAGAUAUGAUAAUGGUUAAUAUAAAAGAAAUGUCAACUUAUUUGGGCUUUUUGAAAAACCUUCGAGAUUCGGUUCUCGACUUUUGUCACCUGAUCGGUAAUAGGUAAGUCUAAAUUUCUAAAUGUAUAAUUGGCUGGCGAUAUUUGUGAUUGAAUCUGUUAGUGACACGUGUCCUAAAGAUGGUAUACCUAAAAGCAUAGGCCAUGAAUGCUGAGGUAGCUUAUAUGCACCCGCUAGGCCUUUCCUUUUGUCAUUGUAAGGGUCCAUGGCCCUUGAAAGGUGAGGCCAAGGUGAGCCAAGAAGUGUGAUAUAUUGUUGUACACGUAUGUUGAAAGGGUAUUGUUGUAACACGUGAGUGGUAUUGACUAUCUUUGUAUGUAUGGGGAAGAGGAAAUUUUAUAUAUGAGAAUAUUUUUCUUUUAGUUGGAAAA
Molecule: messenger RNA, 1352 nt
Organism: Amborella trichopoda
Lineage: Eukaryota; Viridiplantae; Streptophyta; Magnoliopsida; Amborellales; Amborellaceae
Product: expansin-A8
Biological process (GO): plant-type cell wall organization
Cellular component (GO): extracellular region
Source: RefSeq, a predicted model, not a curated record